AUGGGCGCAGAUGUGUCGCGAUCCGCGACAGGUGCUGGGACCGGGGCCGGGGCCGGCAUAGUCUCCGGCGGCCGCCCGCUGGCAGUCGCCGUCAUGAGCGCCACCCUGCUGCUCGCCUGCGCCGCCGCCGCAGCGUGCGUGGCCGCCGCCGGGGCGCGCUCCGACGCCUGGUCCGCCCUCGCGCCCGCCCCCGCCCCCGACAACCCCUGGGGCCCGUGGCUGGCCGCCCGCCCCGAUGGCCAGUGGACGGCGAGGCAGAGCGCCGACGGGCGAGACAUGGAGGUGGGCGUGGCAAUCGGGGUGCCCAACCCCGCCCCCGGUGCAGCGCCCUCGGCUUUCAACUUCGGUUCGCCCGGUGAGUCCACACCAGGUUGGACCCCUAUUUCCGGCCGAGCAGCUGAAAUACAAGGUCCCAUUCAGUCGUUUCCACUUUCUGCCUUCCCACAAACACCCUCUGUUCAACCAGCCAAUAUCGUUGAACUCAAUAGACCAGUGUUUUGGGGGCAGAUAAUGCCAAUGCCAUACAAUCCACCUCUUUCCUCUAGUUACAAGGCGUUGCCGGUGAGCGAGUGGGAGACGUCCGCCCCCAGGCCGCUGGCGCCGGCGCUCGUGGGCGGCGGCGCCCUGGCACCCACGCCCUUCGCCCAGCGCCGCGUCGGCGCCUUCCGCCUACGCAGCGACCACGGCUACCAGCUGACGAUGGAGGUGCCCCCGUUGGCGGUUGGCCCUGGGGCUCCGGCGGACGGCGUCCUCGUCAUGGAGAUGCGCUCCUUCACCGUGCCACCGUCGUCAUUUAAGCCGUUCGCCUCACCAUCUGCCCGAUCUCCAGCGGGUAAAAGGAACGCGACGCCAGCUUUGGUCAGCCCAAUGACCCAACGGUGA
This is a messenger RNA of Gryllus bimaculatus (two-spotted cricket), 882 nucleotides long. Lineage: Eukaryota; Metazoa; Arthropoda; Insecta; Orthoptera; Gryllidae. The record is from the annotation of a GenBank genome assembly.